UAUUGAGAGCAAACACGAAGUCACAAUCUUAGGAGGACUCAAUGAAUUUGUUGUGAAGUUUUAUGGACCACAAGGAACACCAUAUGAAGGUGGAGUAUGGAAAGUUAGAGUCGACCUUCCUGAUAAAUACCCUUUCAAGUCCCCGUCUAUAGGAUUCAUGAAUAAAAUUUUCCAUCCCAACAUUGACGAAGCGUCAGGAACUGUAUGUCUAGAUGUAAUCAAUCAAACUUGGACAGCUCUCUAUGAUCUCACCAAUAUAUUUGAAUCGUUCCUGCCCCAGCUGCUGGCCUAUCCUAACCCUAUAGAUCCUCUAAAUGGCGACGCUGCAGCUAUGUACCUCCAUCGACCAGAAGAGUACAAACAGAAAAUUAAAGAAUACAUUCAGAAAUAUGCAACAGAAGAAGCACUAAAAGAACAGGAAGAAGGCACCGGGGACAGCUCAUCCGAGAGCUCCAUGUCUGACUUCUCGGAAGAUGAGGCUCAGGAUAUGGAGUUGUAGUAGAAGAGGCAACCUGCUUUUCAGAGAGACUCUAAUUUCCUAACCAUGAGAAGCAGACUAUAAUAUUCAUAUUUAAACAAAGCAAUUUUUUUUAUUACUAAACAAGGUUUUUAUGAAUAAUAGCAUUGAUAUAUAUAUAUAUCACCCUUUAGAUCUUGAUUUUCUUGGUCAUUUCUCGAACCCGAGGUGCAUAGCAUAUUCCCACAUUCCAUUUUGGUAGCAAUAUGCAGCCCGAAUGCAUGCAUUCAAAUUCCAUUUGGCCAAGUCAACUUGUGUGCUACUGAACUGUCGGCUAAAACAGCUGCCCUGGUAGGUAGGGAGUUAGCAAAAAGAUGUUUGCUUUCUUAUCAGUGUUUCCAAAGACACCACCUUGGAUGCUAACGUGGAACAGUGUUUUCUCAAAGUAUAAAAUCUGGGGGAUGAUAUACUAAC
Cariama cristata (Red-legged seriema) is the source of this 931-nucleotide messenger RNA. It is a transcript of the gene UBE2H, whose product is annotated as ubiquitin-conjugating enzyme E2H. The record is from RefSeq and is a predicted model, not a curated record. NCBI's taxonomy places the organism in Eukaryota, Metazoa, Chordata, Aves, Cariamiformes, Cariamidae. Gene Ontology annotation, molecular function: ubiquitin conjugating enzyme activity. The annotation marks the transcript as partial. The transcript has 6 exons. Gene Ontology annotation, cellular component: nucleus. Gene Ontology annotation, biological process: ubiquitin-dependent protein catabolic process; protein polyubiquitination.